UCCUCUGAAAUCCGAAAUUGACCCUUUUUCUAUAUACCUUUCCUUCGCACCUAAGCUUGAUUUUUCACCCAUCGCUGCAGAAAGACUUAGCAGGUGCAAAACAAGACGUGUGUACUCUGUCUGUAAAGGAACGGAAUAAAUAUAGUGAAAAUUUAAACUUAAAGUUGUAUUAAAAUAAUUCAUCAUGAUAUUUAUAAGGUAUCAAGGACUUGAGCAGAUGUGUUUAAACGUCAUUGCAACUAAUUUAGAUAGAUUCAUUGUAGCAAGCAAUAUACCACAAUCCCAAAUGUAUUUCUUUCGUCAGUUUUAUUCUGACAAGUUAUACAAACUGUUGAAGACAAAAUUUUCAAUGAAUGAAAAAUAUUUUCACUGGUUACUCUCACCAUAUUGGAAAGAAAUUGCUUUCCGAGAUUUUUUGUCACCUGAUACAUUCAAGAAGCUCCAAGCUGUAGGAGGAUUUGUAACAUCUCUCUGUUUGAAGUAUUCACUUGCAAAUGAUGAUAUGCUUUUUGCUAUUAUUUCUUGUGUGCCAAAUGUCAAGCAUCUUGAUUUAACUGAAACAAAUUGUUCUGAUAAAGUUGUAGCUUUCAUUAGGAAAGCAUGUCCAUUUCUUGUUUCCCUUAACCUAGAAAGCUGCUCAAAUGUAACAGAUGAAGGAGUGAUAAGGUUAAGCAGUUCAGACAAGCAAUUUCCAAACUAUGAUAAUCUAAAAUUCUUAAAUAUUAAACAUACAAGUGUUUCCUAUUGUGGUGUAAUUUUUAUCCUGCAACAUUUACCAUCUCUUCAGUACGUAAAAUAUGAUCAUUUUGCAACUGCCUUGCAUCUCUUGCAUUCGGGACAACUUCAUGAGAGUUCACAAAAAAAGUAUAACCUAGCAUUGUUUGAACAUACAUUUGCAGCUAAGGCAGCAAUAGGUGAUGUAUUAGAAACUUGGACAGUGUUGUGUCCAAAAGUAACAAAUGCUAUUAUUCAUGAUAUGCCAUCAGAAUAUGAAUUUAGAUUGUUACAAAAGUUUAGUCAUUUGAAAAAGCUUGCAGUGUCUUUCCCAUGUCGAUAUAUACCAUCGUGUACAAGAUUCUUUAUACAGAUAUCUCCGUACCUUACAUGCAAUGGACAUAUGCUUACAGUUUUAAAGUUUCGAAAUGUUACAGUAUCAGUGAAAGAGCUGACAAAAUUCUGUCCUAACUUACAAUGUUUACAUUUAUUGGAAGUUAUGUAUGCAGAUUUUGAAGAGAAAGAUUUACAUGAAGAACAACAUAGGCUUGAAAAUUUAGAGACAUUAAAAUUAUUUAACACAAAUUUGCAAUAUAACUUUAAAUCAUUUAAUUUAUUAUUUACUUCAGCCAAGAAAUUGAAAAAACUGUACUUUAAGUUUAUAGAAGAGUUUUCUGAAAAAAUUGCUGAUCUGAUUUUAAAUUCUUCACAAACUUUAACAGAGGUUAAUUUUAUAUACACUGAUAUAAGAUCUACCUCUUUGAAAAAAUUCUUUGCCCUGCCUAAUAUCUACAAAAUACGUUCAGACACAAACAGAUUUAUACCAUAUGAGAACAAUACUGUGUUGUUGAAUCCACUUAACCACACUGAAUCUCGAAAUACUCUGUCUUGGCAAGAAGAAUAUGUAGAAAACUGUUCGUCUGAUGAAACUUCUGGAGAUGAUAUGUAUUAACAGUAAAAGCAAGGAAAUAAAUGUAUAAAAAUUGAAUCUUAAAUUAUAAAUAUUUAGUAUUCAUUUAAGUGUUAAAAAUAGCAUUUUAUUGGCAGCUAAAAGUUCAUACAUUGAAAAAUUAUUUUUAAAUAUCAUUUGUACUCAUUCAGUUAUAAUGUGAUGGACAUAUAUGCCAUAACUGCCAACUCUACCGUUUCUCAUGACAUUUCUCGGUUGAUUACUGAAUCCCCAAUUUUUAAUUUUGACUUUAAUCAGAAAAAUAUUUUCCAAUAAUAAAUGAAAUUCACUGAAUUAAUAAAACUAAGAUUUGUCCAAAUUCCAUUUCCCUGACCCUAAUGGAUUUUCCGUAUAAUUUUUUAAAUAAAUUUUACUUAGUAUGAUUCUGUUUAUUGUAGAUAUCUGUAGAACUUGUUUUGAAGUUUCAAACAAUAUACAAUCAGUUAAUAUUUGUAUUUAACUUUGUUUUACAUCAAGAAAUGAUUCACUUAAUUUACACACACAAUAUUAAAAAAAAAUUGCUAUUUUUUUUUCAUCAUAUUUAAAACUACUUUGAUAAAUAAAAGCUUUCCUUUCCUAUUUCUCAGUAUA
This is a messenger RNA of Stegodyphus dumicola, 2254 nucleotides long. RefSeq lists its product as uncharacterized. NCBI's taxonomy places the organism in Eukaryota, Metazoa, Arthropoda, Arachnida, Araneae, Eresidae. The record is from RefSeq and is a predicted model, not a curated record. Gene Ontology annotation, biological process: SCF-dependent proteasomal ubiquitin-dependent protein catabolic process. Gene Ontology annotation, cellular component: SCF ubiquitin ligase complex.